AUGAUUUUGCGGCCCCAUUCUUUGCCCCAUAGAUUACAGUUCCGUUUGUUGGACAUCACUAGAUACUAGAAAUGUCAAACGCGCUAAUGUCAUAAGUGUCAUAACAUGUCAUAUUUGAGGUUAUAAUUUAAUACAAAUUAUCCAAGCGUUACGAUUUACCAAGCUUCCAAAAUGAAUAUCUUAACUAAAAAGGCGUCAUUAAAUCUCCCACUCGCAUUCCUAAACCGCAGUUUUAGCUGCACUUCAGCACUGGAAAUAAAGCAAUGGCGUGUCAGCAAAGGUUUGCCCGUAAACCGAAACGCCGAGGGCAUCCUUACUGAUGGACCGGAUUAUACUUUCUUGGAUGGCCGACCUACACCUUUGCUGCAUAAACAAAAACUCCGCAUGGAAAAGCAACAAGAUUAUGCAUCCCGGAUAGUUCAGCUCAGCUCAGAACUGGACUUCGCUAAACAGAGAUACCAGAACAUUCAGAAAGCUAAAGAGGAAGAGAGACAAAGAAUAUUGAACAACAGGUUAAAAGCGAAGGGGGCAGCUUUGAAGUAGACUUUUGUUUGUAAUUAUUUUAUAUAGUUAGUUAAUAAAUUGUGUUAAGUAGUUC
Messenger RNA from Leguminivora glycinivorella, 598 nucleotides. RefSeq names its product 39S ribosomal protein L52, mitochondrial (gene mRpL52). Gene Ontology annotation, molecular function: structural constituent of ribosome. Lineage: Eukaryota; Metazoa; Arthropoda; Insecta; Lepidoptera; Tortricidae. Gene Ontology annotation, biological process: mitochondrial translation. Gene Ontology annotation, cellular component: mitochondrial large ribosomal subunit. Bases 172 to 543 code for a protein of 123 amino acids. The record is from RefSeq and is a predicted model, not a curated record. The transcript has 3 exons.